CAUGGAGCAUGCACUCUCAACACACGAAAUACUGAUAACAGUGAGGGGUAUUUCCAGGUCCUUCAGUGUAGCUGUUUUCCCGCUUACACAGGUAACAACAAUUGUGAUAGUAUGUCUGACGAUUAUCAUUGUGAGUAGUGAGUGAAAUGUGUGACCUGAUUGGCCUGUGUUUUUUGUUACGUGGUAUGACUGGACGUGUUGAGUUGUUUUUAUUCAUGAAUAUUUUAAACUUAAAUGCGUGGAAAAGUGGAAUGAGUGAUCAUGAGUGUGAAGCAUAAAAAGAGUGUAUAAUGUAGAAUAAAGUUUAGAUGUUACACCGAACACAGAACAGUAGGCGUCAGUCAUUUCUAUUACAACAAUAAUUAGACUUUCACGACAGCUUUAUUUAGAUUUAUGUAGAUAAUACUUUUUAACUACACAUUUUCACAGUACAUACAUGUUAAUUGAUGUGUUAAUAAUCUAUGAAAAUAACGCAGAGUCCUAUCAAUAAUAUUUUCAUAAGGCUAGAGACGUCAUUGUAUGUUUUAUUAGUGUCUGAAGGUACGUUCACAAUGUGGAUUGUUGCUUGUGUGGCCAACGUUCUGUGAUGGGCCUAGUAGUGGGCCAGGGCCCAGUGCUUGUAGGGGACCCCACGUUUCUUUACUUUGUUUCUGUCUGUUUUUUUUUUCGCCCACUCCUAUUUUUCUCCCCUUUUUAGUUAUAAUAUCUGUAUAUAUAUAUAUAUAUAUAUAUAUAUAUAUAUAUAUAUAUAUAUAUAUAUAUUUUUUUGUUUUUUUUUUUUCGCUCUCCUCUAUUUUUCUCUUUUUUUUUUUUAUUAUAUGUAUAUAUAUAUAUAUAUAUAUAUAUAUAUAUAUAUAUAUAUAUAUAUAUAUAUAUAAUGUGUCAAUUAACAAAGCCAUACAUUAAUAGACAUUAUAAUUAAUAUAUAUAUAUAUAUUGUACCGUGAAGGUGAUUCUUACCUUAUUUUUUAAAAAUUCAUAUGGGAAAAGUAAAACUAGUUGACGAGAGCUAUUUCCCUUUAAAGGUCUUAAAACUGUUCAACUUUGAUUCGCAUUUAUAAUAUUAAUUUUGGAAUCUAUAUAUAUAUAUUAUAAAUUUAAUUUAUACUUAUUUGUCUUUUUGUUGUAUUGAUGAAGGCAUCUGCUGAAACGUAUACUUUUGUAUUCUGUAAAAUUAUCAUUAAAGCUUACCUUAUAUUAUUAUUUUGACAAAAAUUGUUGGUGUCUAUUUAAAUCUAUUUUAAAGAUUCAUCGCAGUCCAACACUUUUUUUCUAGAAAACUCACACUUAUAGAGACAUCAUGUUUUGCAUAAAUUUAAUUAAAUGUUGAACGAUUUUGACAAUUUAAUUCGUUAUAAAAUUCCCAAUUUCCAAAUUUGAACCCACGAUAUAGAUCAGCAGAUUCCAAAAUUAAUAUUAUAAAUGCGAAUCAAAGUUGAACAGUUUUAAGACCUUUAAAGGGAAAUAGCUCUCGUCAACUAGUUUUACUUUUCCCAUAUGAAUUAAAAAAAAUAAGGUAAGAAACACCUUCACGGUACAAUGUACAAUGGGGCAAAAACGUUUGAACUUGCUUUCACUUAUGUGCAGGGAAAAUCACAUCCUUAAGAACAUUAUAAUUAACACUCAGAUGACGUCCUGACGAUCUCUUCAAAUUAACCAACAAUUCUCUGCAAAAAAAUUACGCAAAUCCAAAUGAUUAUGUUGAUUUAUAAUAAUUUAUAUUAAGUAAUUUAUUCCUAUCUAUCAAUCCGUCAACAUUGAUAAUUUAUCAUCCUCUGUGAUUAUUUAUAGUUUAUUUCUGAUAAUUUUUUAAAACGAUUAUUGAUUUUGAAUGAUUUUUAUAUCAAUAAAUUGAAUUCAUCUAAGUUUAACUUUGAUUGAAUGUUUAUAUUUAUAUUAUUUUUAUUUUACAUUUUUAUUCCUUUUGGUGAGUUGGUGGGGAACAGUAGCUGUUUGUCCCCCCCCCCCCCCCCUUUUGUUUGAUUUUUUUUUUUUUUUUUUUUUUUUUUUUCAUUUUUUUUUCCUUUUGUGGGGUGGGGGGGGACCGGUGGUUUUUUGCCCCCCCCCCCCCCUGUUUGAGCAUGGGGCGAGUGCCCCCCUUCGCCCCCUUCUCACGUCCCAGGUAUGUUGUGUUUCUACAGGGCCUCAGUGCAUUGCUGUGCCCAGGUCCUCCUAUGUUGUUAAGACUGCCCUGUGUACAAAGUUGAUUUUUUAGUACAGUGUAAAUGACUACUCAGUGUUGGGAUGAAGUGAAAUAAACUUAUAGUAUGAAGUAAACUAUUCAGUGUUGUGGUGAAUUGAAAUAAACUUACAGUAUAAACUACACUAUUCAGUGUUGUGAUGAGUGAGGGAUAAUAUCCAAAACAAAUACUCUGACAUACGUUCAAAUGGAAUAUUUGAUAAUAACUUCUCAAUGGCACUAAUAUAAGAGAUUUCCAGUCUAUAUUUUUAAUGUAUAUAAUAUAAUAUUAAAGUAUGUAUUUUAAGGAACCAGGUCAAAAAGAUCUCAAUUAAUGUUAAAAGGAAUAUAUCCUACAAGCAUUGGAAGAAAGAGUUUUCUUUGUUUUCAUGUUUUUAGGUUUUUCUUGUUAGGCAUAAUUCACUAAGAGGUGUAGUGCUCUUCUUAUUCUACGCCAUUGUUUGUACCCGCUUCCACAUGGCGUAUCUGGUGGAGACCUGACGUUGUCUUUUGGACGGUUUUACAGAGCAUCUUCAAAAUACUGAGCAAGAUCGACAGUGACCUAUCUCAAAACACUUUAAUGGAAGCGACAACAUGGGCUUCAGUGGCCUUGCUUUCAAGGCCAUUGAGUUUUGUACCAACACACCCACCAGGAUGAACUUAGAAAACAAACCAAUUUUUUUAAACCUUAACACCAUAAGGCAUAAAUGUCAUAUUCUCCUUCACUUGUUAAAUCCUUACUCUACCCCUCCUUCUUACAACCAAUCACCGUUGACUUAAUUUUCCUCUCUUCUGUCCCUUAUUGCCUACAUUAAAUCUCUUAUCUACUACUAGUAUAUUACAUUCCUUUUGUUGUCCUCUAGGAUACUAAAUUGCAGCUAAUUGUUUAUUUAAAUUUUUAGAUUGUUUUUACUGUUGUUUCUCACUGAAGAAGGCUUCUUACUGACACGUUCAUUGUUUGGUUGCAUCAUUUUUUCAGGUUUUGCCCUACUUUCGUUCACAUAUAUUAUUUUAUUCUUAACACAUCGUAUUGUAAUACUAAUGUGAUUUUUCACUUUAGAAGAAAAGCAAUAAUAAUCAAUACUAUUUUUAUUUUAACAAUGUGAAUUUCUAGGUUCUGACUGUGAGUCAGAGUUGGAUGCUUGUGCCAGUAAACCAUGUUCUGUAGGACAGGAAUGCACAGACCUGACAGCAGCUCAACAAGGGAAUAAUGUCACAGGAUAUGUGUGUGGUCCUUGUCCUGUUGGGUAUAGUGAUUAUGACAAGAAGUGUGUUGGUAAGUGAAAUAUGUUUUUUUUUUUUCAAAAGAACAAGUUAAGCUUGAUUAGGCAUAUUAAAUAUCUUUAGCCUAUACUAUGCAAGAAUUUAUCUAACAUUUUCAGUGUGCAUUAUCAUUGAAGUUUUUAACAUAAUUUAAGGAAACAUACAUCAUAAUGAAGUGUACCAUUUUUAGAAGGUCUUAAAUAUUUAAACAUUGACAAUAUUCAACGGAAUAGCCUAUGCCAAAGCAUCAGUCAUGUUACUAUUAAAAAAAUGAACUUCAAAAUUGUAUCAAACAUAUAAAAAAAAUUCCUUUAAAAAAUAAGGCUGCUUCUAUUCGGACAAGAGGCCCUUUAGACUAAAUAGCAAUUUGGAAUCCACAUGUGGUAAUUUAUUUUAGUUCAACUGCAGAAGUAAUGUUUCAAACAUAGACUCCAUUUAAUUAUCUUUCAUUUGAUACUAAAUUUUGUCUUACAAGCCCAACAAUAAUAUUUUUAAUAUUUUUUAAUUAACCCAACCUCUUGAUUGCGUGAGAUUUUACGGGUCGGAACAGCCACUUCGAAGAAACGAUAUGCACCUUGCAAAUAUUUACACUUACAGUUGGCAUACAGGCUCUGAGAUCAUAUGAAUUGGCCAAAAUUGUUUUGCGGGAUGCAUUUUUGUUCUUUUUGAUACUAAUUUUACAGACACUAAUGAAUGUACUGAGAGUAAUGGAUUAUGUCAACACAACUGCACCAAUACAGAAGGAUCUUUUAUUUGUAGCUGUAGACAAGGUUUUAGACUUGAUGCCACAAACAAGAAAACUUGUAGAGGUAUGAAAGACUUUAAAGAAAAUUUAAUUAUAAUAUGUUUUUAAACAUUUAAAAAAUUUUUUUAACGAAAUGUCUCUAGAAUUAUUUCAGUGGUAUUAUUUUAUUGUUGUGCAUUUAAAUAAGUGAACAGAAGUGGUUUAAUAACGAUAGGGGCAAGGGAAAGAAGAACUUACAUUAGUCCAAUCCUGCAAAAUAUUAACAAGUAAUUUGAACAGUGUUACACUCCAAAAAUAUGCUAAUGAAAUCAAUUUUCACAUUUCUAUUUAUUUCAAGAUGUUUAAAACACUUUGAUUUCAGAUGUCAAUGAAUGUGAAGAACAAACAUCCCAGUGUAAACACACUUGUAAGAACACAGAAGGCAGCUAUAACUGUUCCUGUUACGAAGGCUAUAACCUGAAAUCUGAUGGCUAUACCUGUGAAUUAACAAGUAACGUCUGUUCCUUCAUUCCAAAUAAUUAAAUCAUUACUGUUAGACUAUGUUAAAGUUUAUGUAAUUUAGAAUGUUCAAGAUAAGCGUAGGCUCAUAAAGUAGUCUGAAAUCAUUGUUAGGAAGAUAAAUAAAUGAAGGAACAAGAUAUGUUUGACCUUAAAACGCAAACAAAAAAGACAGCACAAUCGCGAGGACAUUUUAAAAAAAAAAUCUCAUAUUUUGUUAAAUAGUGUGGCCAAAUGUUCCACUUUCAAGUUUGAAUUAAAUUAAUAAUUAACUUAUCUCAAACUUCAGUUUUAACAUAAAAUUUUAACAAACAAUAAAAACUUUUAACAAAUAUGGGAUAUUCCCGAAUUAUUAUUUUUUUUGUGGAACUUAGUAUCAAUAUGUGUUAUUUACAGCUUUUCCGUUUUAUCUUCAGGUAACGGGAAACGGGAAUGUGAACAUUGUCAACACACAUGUUUAUUUAAUGAAACAACCAAUACAGCCAGCUGUGUUUGUGACAAGGGAUAUAAGCCAGACCCCAAUAAUACAAAUGAGUGUUUAGGUAUACAAGAAUUCAAACAAUUGGGAAAAAAAUCAUUAUCAUAAUGUAAAUCCAUUUAAUAUUGUUUUGAAAUUUUUUGUAAAAUUUAAUCUAAUUAUUUCCAUUUGCCUGGAUCAAUUAAAUAAUCGUAUCUUAUUUUAUACCACACAUUUAUACGUCUGCCUUUUUUUUUGUCAUUUAAUAGCAAUACGUAAGGAUAUAUUCUGUUUGGUAGCAAUCAGAAUGAUUUCAUGCUGUUGCUAAUAAUUUUGUUUGGGCACAAUUGAAAAAAAAAUCUGAAUCAGUCUUAUUGUUUUUAAAUAUAAAACAUGAUCCAUCAUGGAAAGAUUUUUGACAUGUCCGUUUGUAUCUGAUGAUAACAACCUAUAUUAAAUAGAAGAGGUGUAGAACAAAUCAGGAUUAUUUCCCCCUUUAAAUGUCCUAAGUUAGUGUAAAGCUCAACAAAUUAUGAAAUGGUCUCCUUCUAUCAGCUAACAACCAUCUUUAAUAUCCAGGCCGUCUUUGAAAAUUGGUCUUUUACUUCCGUCAUCGGCAGAUAACUACGAGGCAUUUUUUUCUUAUAUCAGAUAAUAAUUUUGUCAGUGGUUAAUUGCUUGUUGGCUUAUUCACAGAUUCUGUUGCAAUUACCAAUCACAAAUACAACUUAUUAUAGAUGUUUGCUUUGUUUGCACACAGACAUAAAUGAGUGUGAGCUUUUAAACAUGCCAUGCAGUCAGAGUUGUAACAAUACAGAAGGGAACUUUAAAUGCUACUGCUACACAGGUUUUAAGCUAGAAUCUGAUAUAGUCUCGUGUAAGGGUAAGUUAUUUUAUUUAUAUCAUAAUAUGCUCUAUAAAGCAUAUGUCUAUAUUAAGGAAUAUACACGUUUAAUAUAUAUAAUAUAUAUAUAUAUUUAAUUUGUUGUAUUCAAGAUUAUUGUAUUAAAAUAAAUUUACAGAUAGUUGAACUUUUUAUUAUGCUACCAAUGCAAAUGAAGUGAUCUUUGCAUUUUUAUUUUAUGAUCCUAAUAUACCACUUUUUUAUGAUUAGAAAUACGUAGGUAAAGCUACCUAUUCAACCUAUUGCAUUAAAAUAUUUUGCAAAAGUUAUGCCUUUUUUCCAUUAUCUUCUUUGAAAAGUUUAAACAUUUUUUUGGGCUCUAUAGAUAAGAAGGAACAUAAUUAUUAUUUAACUAGUCAUUAUCAAACUGGUAGUAAACUAGAUUUAAAAAAUUAAAUACUUUUAUAUAAACAUUAGAUAUCUCAUAUGAAUUAAUUUUGAAGUCCAUUUAUAAGAGAAAUUAGUCAUACUUAUGUGAGUGUCUAUUCUGAAAUGAUCAAGUUUUUACAUACAUGUAAUUGUUGGGUUUGUUGAUUUUUCUCCCAUUACAUAAGCUUGUGAAAUUCCUUCAUACGGGGAAGACUGUGCCAAAACUUGCCAAUGCAAUGGCAGGGGAUCAUGCAACACAGUUAAAGGAUGUGUUUGUGAUGUAAACUGGACAGGGGUCAACUGUGACAUAGAUGUUGAUGAAUGUGCCACACAAGGUUCCUGUCCUGAAGGACAACUUUGCCUGAAUACUUAUGGCUCAUUUACGUGUUCAUGUCCAACUGGAUAUGUGUUUGCUGGGCAAGUGUGCAAUGGUAUGUGAACGGUAGUAGUAGUUCAUGCAUUUGUAUAUUUUAUAUUUAAUCAUAUACUUUUUUCUCAAUUGUUUUCUUUAUAAUUCCCGGGCAACAUGCUUUAAGCAUGUGCAAUGAAAAUCCAUUUUAUAAUUGAUUAUUUAGUAUCUCUAUAAGGGUUGUGUAUUAUUUUGUAUGAAUAUUUAAACAUAAAUCCCCCAGACACGGACGAGUGUUCAAACCUUCAGAUCAAUGUGACCUGUGACCUUCGGAAAGAAGUGUGCAUAAACACUGUUGGUAGUUACUGGUGUGAUUGUAAACAAGGUUAUGCCCGAGAUAACAAUUCUACAUGUCAAGGUAGCUAUUUUGGAGAACUACCAAGCUUUGUUCAAAUUGAUCUCUCUUUUUUUUUUGGUAGGGGAUCAAAGCUUUACUUGAAAAGCAGCAGCUUAAAGUUAAAUAAAUAUGUUUUUCUUGGGAAGAAAGAUUGGCCUUACUUUUUAAUAUCUUCAAAAUAUUGCAAAUAAUUUUUAUUUUAAAAAUUAGUUCCAUCAGCCAAUGUGCAUCACAAAUUUUAUUGAGAAAAUGAAUAUUAUUACCUCUGCGUAAUAACUUUAACACUCUCUAGUUGUCCAAGAUUUCUUGACAUUACUGAUUUUUUUCUUCAAAUGAGGGACAUGUUUGUUAAGUUUUGUCAUGUAGCGAGUUUGUUGAUAUCUUCUGAGAAUUUGUUUUUUUGUAAAGCCUCCAAAUCAAUAAAAAAUUAUAGGCCUACGUUUUGUUUUUUUAAUUGUAACGAAAUUACCAUUUGGGAGAAGUUUCAAAAGAUCAGCUCAUUUUUUAAAUCUACUCAUUCAAAUACUGGCUAAAAUGUCAUAAAAGUAUUUUUUGUAUUCUUAUUUUUAGUACGGUGGAAAAUACAAGAGGAUCUGGUUUCCACAUGUACAAUAGCUUGCCCUAGUGUUUAUUUAUAUCAGAUGGGUAUUCAUCUCAUACAAUUGAUUCACACUUUGUUGUUGAACGAUUACUUUUUCUAAAAUCCACAGACAUUGAUGAAUGCGCUCUUCACAUUGAUGGGUGUCAACAUAUGUGUCAUAAUGUCGAAGGACGUUUCAACUGCGAAUGUGAUUAUGGCUACAUUCUAGAGGAUAAUAGGAAAAGCUGCACCAGAAGUAAAAGAAAAAAAAAAGCAAUUUUUCUUUCAAAGGAUAGUAGAAGCAAAACUUUAAAAUAAAAAUGAAGCCAUGUAGAACUGUAUGCUAUAACAUUUUUAAGCUAUCAAUAUGUCAGUGCACACUAUACAAUGAGGGGUUUCUCAGGAAAUAAAGUUUACUUAGGAGUGCUGAUCUGAUGACUGUAUAUAUGGCCUAUAUAUAUGGCCUAUAUAUAUAUUUGCCAUUAAAAAAUAUUAAAAUGGUGUGCACAAACUUCUAACAUUAUGGUUAUAUGUUGGUGUAGUUUGUAUUUCAUUAAAGAGCAAGGAAACACCAUAUCAUUUCAGCAAAAAUGUAUUGAUGUACAUUUCACAUGGACCUUACACUUUGCCAAAUAAAAUUAACUAUAUCUUAACUAUGAUUAUUGAAGAUGAUAAAAAGUGGAGGAAGAUUUAUGUUAGUAAAGAUUCUGUUCAGAUUAUUAAUUAAAGUAGUAUAGGUUUUUUUAUUUACCAUUUUUUAGCCUGUCUGUACUAAAAAAAUGUACCUUUUUUUUUAGUAAGAGACCUAUGUGUAAGCCAUCACCUUAACUGCACACAUGGAUGCAGUUUGGAUGAUACGAAUAAGC
Messenger RNA from Lymnaea stagnalis (great pond snail), 8607 nucleotides. The record is from the annotation of a GenBank genome assembly. Lineage: Eukaryota; Metazoa; Mollusca; Gastropoda; Lymnaeidae.